ACCACUACGGAGACCACUACCACUACCACAUCCACAACAAUGACAACCAUCACCACUACUGAGACCCUGCCUACUACAACAUCUACCACAACACUGACAACCACCACCACAGACACCACGCCUACUACCACAUCCAACACAACGCCAACAACCACUACCUCCCCUCCUACUAGCACAUUCACCACAAGCGCAAGAACCACUACUGAGACCACUACCACUACCACAUCCACAACAAUGACAACAGUCACCACUACUGAGACCCUGCCUACGACCACAUCCACCAAAACCACAACAACCACUACCACAGAAACAUCUCCCACUACAACCACAACCACAAGAAUGACAACCACCACCACAGAGACCCCUCCCACGACCACAUCGACCACAACCCCAACUACCACUACCACAGAAACUCAUCCCACUACCACAUCCACCACAACACUGACAGCCACCACCACAGAGACCACGCCCACUACUGCUUCCAACACAACACCAAAAACCACUACCUCUCCUACUACCACAUCCACCACAAGCCCAACAUCCACUACUGAGACCACUAGCACUACCACAUUGACAACAAUGACAACAAUCACCACUACUGAGACCCUGCCUACUACCACAUCCACCAAAACCACAUCAAUCACUACCACAGAACACCUCCCACAAACCUCCUCCCCCUACCACAACACACACAACACUGACAACCACUACCACAGAAACCACACCCACUACCACUUCCAAAUCAACACAACAAUGACUUCCUCGCGCCCCACAACAAUAUACACAACAACACCGACAACCACCACUCCUGAGACCCCAUCUGCUACCACAUCCACCAUGACCAACUACCACUACUACACAACCCACUCCAACUUCCACAACAACAUCCACCACAACACUGACAACCACAGAGACCCUUCCUACUGUCACAUCCAUCACAAGUUCAACAACUACCACCACAGAACCCCCACCCACAACCACUACCACCACAACACCGACAACCACCUCUACAGAGACCACACCCACUGCCACAUACACCACCAUCCAAACUACCACAAUUACACAAACCACUUCUACUCCAACCACAGCAUCCACUACAACACUGACAACAACCACCACAGAGACCACACCCACUACAACAUCCAACACAACACCAACAACCACUACCGCUCCUACUACCACAUCCACCACAACUCAACUACUACCACCACAGAACCCCCACCCACGACCACUACCACCACAACACCGACAACCACCUCUACAGAGACCACAUCCACUACUACAUACACCACAAUCCCCACUACCACUGUUACAGAAACCACUUCUACUCCAACAACAAAAUCCACCACAACUCUGACAACAACCACCACAGAGACCAUGCCCACUACCACAUCCAACACAAUACCAACAACCACUACCUCCCCUUCCACUACCACAUCCACCACAGCCACAACAAUCACCACUACUGAGACCCCAACAACUACCACAUCCACCACAACCUCAAUUACCACUACCACGGAACCCCCAUCCACGACAACUACCACCACAAAAUCGACAACGACACCUACUGAGACCUCUUCCACCACCAAUUCUUCCACAACCCCGACUACCACUACCACCGAACCACCUUCCACUCCCACCACAUCCACCACAACACUGACAACCACCACCACAGACACCACACCCACUCCCACUUCCAACACGACACCAAAAACCACUACCUCCCCUCCUACUACCACACCCACCACAAACACAACAACCACUACGGAGACCACUACCACUACCACAUCCACAACAAUGACAACCAUCACCACUACUGAGACCCUGCCUACUACAACAUCUACCACAACACUGACAACCACCACCACAGACACCACGCCUACUACCACAUCCAACACAACGCCAACAACCACUACCUCCCCUCCUACUAGCACAUUCACCACAAAAACAUCUCCCACUACAACCACGACCACAAGAAUGACAACCACCACCACAGAGACCCCUCCCACGACCACAUCGACCACAACCCCAACUACCACUACCACAGAAACUCAUCCCACUACCACAUCCACCACAACACUGACAGCCACCACCACAGAGACCACGCCCACUACUGCUUCCAACACAACACCAAAAACCACUACCUCUCCUACUACCACAUCCACCACAAGCCCCAUCACUACUGAGACUACUACCACUACCACAUUGACAACAAUGACAACAAUCACCACUACUGAGACCCUGCCUACUACCACAUCCACCAAAACCACGUCAAUCACUACCACAGAAACACCUCCCACAACAAUCACCACAAGAAUGACAACCACCACCACCGAGACCCCUUCCACACCCACAUUGACCACAACCCUAACUACCACCACCACAGAACCUCCUCCCACUACCACAACACAUACAACACUGAUCACCACCACCACCACAGAAACCACACCCACUACCACUUCCAAAUCAACACCAACAAUGACUACCUCGCGCCCCACAACAAUAUCCACCACAACACCAACAACUACCACUACUGAUACCCCAUCUACUACCACAUCCACCAUGACACCAACUACCACUACUACACAACCCACUCCAACUUCUACAACAACAUCCACUACAAUACUGACAACCAGUACCACGGAGACUGCGCCUACUACCACAUCCAACACAACCCCAACAACCACUACCUCCUCUCACACUACCACAUCCACCACAACUACAAAUACCACUACAACUGAGACCACACCCACUACCAAAUCCACAAUGACAACCACCACCACUACCCCUAAAAGCACAACCACAACUGCUACCACCACAGAAACACCUCCCACAACAGCAUACACCACAACACUGACACCCACCACCACAGAGACCCCAUCUACUACCACAUCAAACACAACCCCAACAACCACUACCUCCCCUCACACUACCACGUCAACCACAACUAAAACCACCAGUACUACUGAGACGACACCCACUACCAAAUCCACAGCAAUAACAACCACCACCACUACUGAGACCACACCCACUACCACAAGCACCACAAAAACAACUGACACUACCACGGAAACCCCUCCCACAACAACAUACACCACAAUACUGACCACCAACACCACAGAGACCCUUCCUACUACCACAUUCAUCACAACACAAACCACCACAACCACAGAACCCACCCCGACUUCCACAACACCAUCCACCACAAUACUGACCACUACCACAGAGACCCUGCCUACUACCACAUCCAACACAAACCCAACAACCACAACGUCCCCGCACACUACCACAUCUACCACAACUACAACCACCACGACUACUGAAACCACACCCACUACGAAAUCCACAACAAUGACAACCACCACCACAGAGACCACAUCCACUACCACACCCAACACAAUACCAACAACCACUACCUCACCCCUCCCAUUACCACUUCCAUCACAAUACCACAACCACAACCAAGACCCAACCUACUACCACAUCCACCAUCACCUUUACUACCAACACCAAGACCACUUCAAUGACCACAUCCACCACCAUCAAGUCAACAUCCACCACCGAUACCCCUCCUACGACCACAGUCCCCACAACUCGGACAACAGCUUCCACUAUGACCAGUAUUAUGACCACAUCUACCACACUACACUCACACCACCUAUUCCUUAUAUGAGUACUAGUACUAGUGCAAUAACUACAUCUUUUAGUACCAUCAUUCCCUCCUCCCCACACACAAUGGUUACCUCCCCAACUGUGUCUUUCACCAGUGUUACAUCUAUAUCUACCAGUACCACUUACUCUACUUCUCAACCUAUGACCAGUACAGCAACUCCAUCGUCCUCUGUCACUUCCAUGGCCACUCCCACACACUCUUUUACUAGUAGAACUUCUCCAACUUCCCCUGAUACAAGCUCUAGUUUUACUGAAACAACCAGCACACCUUUUAUUACUACUCUUUCUACUACCCCAUGUCCAGAGUCCAUAUCAGUUACAAUAGUCCCUACUUCUCCCACCACCAUUUGUAUAGAGACGGAACCUAGUAGUGAGGUUACUUCAAUGUCUACUCUCCCAACAUCAUUCUUUACCUCUACUACUGAAUUGGCCUCCUCUAGUUCUGCCAUCACAAGUACAUUUCCUGCACAUUCGGAGGCUUCUACUUCAGUUCCCACAAUUGGCCCAACUGCCAUUACAACAGAUGCUCCCAGUUCCAUCACCCCUGGGGGCAUUCCCAGUAGCACCCUUGUGAUGAGCACACAGAGCCCCACCAGUGGGACCUGGACAAGUACUGACUUUGUAACCACGCCCCAUGUGCCGAGUUUCACUAGUCCCCCACUGACUACAACACCAAGCAGCAACCUUACAACUGCUGUAAUGACUUCAAGCAAGGUGACAAGUCCCACCUCACCCACCACCAGGAGUCCAGAGACAACGGUGGGCACCACUCAGUCUUCCACUACCCUCACAUCAUCCAGGACCACUUCGACCACUACUAAGAUGACCACCCAGUCUCGGCUGACUACUACUCCAGGUACCUGUGACAAUGGUGGCACUUGGAUGCAGGACCGCUGUCUCUGCCCCCCAGAAUUCUCUGGGGACCGCUGUGAACUGCAGGAGAUCAAGUGCCUGAACGGGGGUAAAUGGGAUGGCCUUAAGUGCCAGUGUCCCAGCACCUUCUAUGGAACCCGCUGUGAGUUGGCUGUGGAACAGAUGGAGCUAGACACUGUGCAGGCUGAAGUGGGCAUGGAGGUGUCUGUGGACCAGGAGUUCUCCUCGGACCUCAACGACAACACUUCCAAGGCCUAUGAGGAUUUCAGCAACACCUUCAGGGCUCAGAUGCAGAAGAUUUAUCAAAAUGUGACAGAGUUCAAGGGUGUGGAGAUCCUGUCCCUGAGGAAAGGCAGCAUCGUGGUGGACUACCUGGUCCUGUUGGAGAUGCCCUUCAGCCCCCAGCUGGAGAGCGAAUAUGAGAAGAUGAAGACAUUGCUCAGGGAGGAGCUCCAAAACUCCAGCCUGGAGGAGAAUGGCUGCAACAACCAGAGCCUGUGUUUUAAGCCUGACUCCAUCAAGGUGAACGACAGCGUCAGCUCGUCAGUGAGCCCUCAAGCCAUCUGUCGCCGAGCCGCUGCCGAGGGCUUUGAGGAUUUCUACUUCCCGUUGGUGGAGGAGAAACGGCUCCGCUGCGUCACCAACUGUACGUCGGGCUUGGACCACACGCUGGACUGUAACCAGGGCCAGUGCGUUCUGGAGAGGACCGGGCCUACCUGUCGGUGCUUCUCUACCGACACACACUGGCUCUCGGGGCCGCGCUGCGAGGUGGCCGUCCCUUGGAGGACGCUGGUCGGGAGCCUGGCGGCCGUCGGGGCGCUGCUGCUGCUGCUCCUGGUGGCGCUGGUGAGCGUCUACCUCGCGCGCUCGCGCUCUCAGCAGAGAGGCCGCCAAGGCAAAGGCUGGGCAUUGGACAAGGACAAGACGUGGUUUGACACGUGGGAUGAGGGCAGCGUUGGGACUUUUACAAACCUGGGCUUCGAGGAUGAAGGAACAGUCAUCCAAGAAAUUGCCCAGGUGGCCUUGGAGACAGUGGACACCAGUGUCAAGGUGCACAUCCAGAGACCCGAGGUGACCUCAUCCUGGCUGUGAGCCCUGAAGGGGCAGAUUCACUUCCCCUCCACCCUGCCCAGAUGGUGGGCAGGAGCUCUCUGCUCUGCCUUCAUUACUAGAGAUGGCCCAGACUCGCGCAGCUGACUCCUGGCUUCCUUGGGCAAAACCAGACCAUGCCCUGACCCAUGCUUCUCCUACUAGAGUGAAAUCCACCUGGAAACCCAGUUCCAAUCCGAGCUCUCCUGCUGUGGAACCCUAGGCCAGUCACCUGUAAACUGGCACAGCUGUCCUGAUCCUUGUAACCAUGCAGACCAGAUGUACUCAUCAGUUCUGUCCCAGCCCACCUUCCAGUCUCCACUCUGUGCUUAAUGGCCUCUCUCAGAUCCCCAAACCCCACACGCCUGCCCAGACUCAGACCUCAGUUUCUGGUUUCCUGUGAGCAUCCCUGUAGCCAGCCCGCAGCCCCCGUCGCUCCUUAUGUAACUCAGCGCUGCCUCCCUUGCUCCUAUCCUUAAACCUUCUCCCCCCGACCGAUUCCUUAAAUCAUCCCGUAUAGCCCAGACCUCAGCCCCAAAUCUCCUCCAUUUUCCUUAAUCUCCCCUUCCCUCUGCCCUAAAUCUCUACCCCUCCCUCCAGUGCCCCAGUCCUAAAUCCCCCCUCCUCCCCUCAUAUCCCUGUCCUUAGCGAGGCACAGAUACCCUCUGCAUCUUAGGACCCCCCUAACUGGUGCUCCCCAAGCCCUGGCCCUCUUUUGAAGCUUCAUCCCUUCC
Talpa occidentalis (Iberian mole) is the source of this 6368-nucleotide messenger RNA. RefSeq names its product mucin-3B-like. NCBI's taxonomy places the organism in Eukaryota, Metazoa, Chordata, Mammalia, Eulipotyphla, Talpidae. The record is from RefSeq and is a predicted model, not a curated record.